UUAACCGUUUGCUUGUUAAUGUGAAGGGGGCGUUUCCCCGCAACCUUGGGUUCCCGACUAGCUGAGACUCUCAGCAUAUACAAGUCGAGCACCUCGCUCUUCAUCCUCCAGAAUUGCCAUGUUUUAGUGAAUAGCUUUAUCAAAAACAUCACAAUGACAAACCAUACACAUAAUUCCCAAGGCGAGGGCCACCUUCGGCCUCGCCUAUCAAAGAUCACCAUGGUAGCCAUGACCUUUGCCAUUCUCAAUACUUGGAUCUGUCUAGCGGGAAGUCUAUCUAUUGUUCUUCCUUCUGGUGGAUCUGUUGCGUUCUUGUAUGGUUUCAUCUUUUGUGUCUUGUGUAAUUUUGCGCUGGCGGCCAGUUUGGGUGAGUUGGCGGCGAUUUGGCCGACUGCUGGUGGGCAGUAUCAUUUCCAGUGGGCAUUGACUUCUGAGAAGUGGAGGAAGGUCAUGAGUUUUGCAGUUGGCUACAUCAAUAUCUUUGGGUGGCUAACUCUCGUGACAACCGAGGGUUUCUUCGCAGCACAAUUCAUCUCGGCAGCCUGUGUAGUAGCGUCUAACGGAAACUACGUCGUGGCAGCGUGGAAGACCUACCUCAUAUUCAUGGCAGUCCUCACCUUUGGCACUCUCUCCAUGACCUUCGGUAACCGAAUCCUGGGUGCCUGGAACAAUCUCGCUCUGUAUUGGUCCAUUCUUAGUGUUUUCGUUGCCAGCGUCGUCCUCCUCUCGACAUCCGACAAAACCGACCCCGAAUUCGUCUUUGCGACCUAUGCGAACGAAACAGGCUGGGAUGACGGAAUUGCGUGGAUCUUGGGUCUUCUGCAGUCAGCGCUGUCACUCAUUGGAUACGAUGCUGUGCUGCAUAUGACGGAGGAGAUGCCAACACCUUCUCGGGACGCUCCGUUGGCGAUGGUAUAUGCUGUUGGUGUCGGAGGAACAACUGGUACAAUCUUCAUUCUCGUCAUGCUUUUCUGCCUCACCGACCUCUCUGGCAUCGUCGCAACAUCAACAGGCAUGCCCAUCGUCGAGCUAAUCCUCCAAGCAACCGGCAGCCGCGCCGGCACCACAUUCCUCACCCUCAUGCUAGCAAUUUGCUUCAUCCACGGAACCAACGGCUCCAUCACCAGCGCCUCUCGACUCUUAUACGCCAUGGCUCGUGAUAAAGGAACUCUGUACCACGAGUACUUUAGCCAUAUCCAUCCCAGAUGGGAAGUACCUAUCAGGACUAUUGUUUUGACUUGGGUAUUUAAUGCGAUCUUUGGACUGUUAUACUUGGGACCGACGGUUGCGUUCAAUGCGUUCAUUUCAUCGUGUACAAUCUUGUUGAAUAUGUCGUAUGCUAUUCCGGUUGCGACACUUAUUAUCCGCGGGAGGGACACUUUGACGCAGUUUCAGAGUGCAGAUACGCCUUGGAGAUUUGGAAAGGUUCGGGGGUUGAUCAUCAACUACGUUGCUGUUCUUUACGUCUUCAUCACAUCGAUCUUCUUCUGCUUCCCGCCUGUACUACCAGUCGAUGCCAGCUUGAUGAACUACGUCUCGGCCGUCAUUGGCAUCUUUGCCAUCUUCCUGACGGGAUACUGGAUUCUAUACGGAAAGAAGACAUUUCAGGGCCCGGAGCUCGAUGUCAUUCUUGGAGAAAGGCCGGAACUUGCCGAAGCCACGGAUGAGUUGGCGAUGGAAGAAAAGAAGGUCGAGAGUCCGACGGAGUGAUGUUUUGUACGAUACCUUAAUUUUUAUAUAGCUUGCAUAUAAUGAAUUCAAUGCCCA
This is a messenger RNA of Fusarium redolens, 1767 nucleotides long. RefSeq names its product amino acid/polyamine transporter I. Gene Ontology annotation, molecular function: transmembrane transporter activity. The coding region runs from base 154 to 1710 and encodes 518 amino acids. Gene Ontology annotation, biological process: transmembrane transport. Gene Ontology annotation, cellular component: membrane. The transcript is spliced from 9 exons. The record is from RefSeq and is a predicted model, not a curated record. Lineage: Eukaryota; Fungi; Ascomycota; Sordariomycetes; Hypocreales; Nectriaceae.